This is a messenger RNA of Aspergillus oryzae RIB40, 390 nucleotides long. RefSeq lists its product as uncharacterized. The record is from RefSeq and is a predicted model, not a curated record. The coding region runs from base 1 to 390 and encodes 129 amino acids. NCBI's taxonomy places the organism in Eukaryota, Fungi, Ascomycota, Eurotiomycetes, Eurotiales, Aspergillaceae. The transcript has 2 exons.
AUGACAGUUGCUGCACCGCCUGUGGCACCCGUUCACGAAAAUGGUAUCAACGGCAGCGGCCCCGGACACCACCAUGUCAACAUGAGCUUGCCACGUUUCCACCCAAUCGCAAUGAACCCGAGCCAACCAGUGCAUCCCGAGCAAAUGAUGCCGAAUCAUUCUCAUUUCCGUCCUUUUCCUCCACCUCAUCCUAUGCAAGAAGCGGGCCCACCGGGCCCGGCUCCUCAUCCUCCUUCUCAUAUAGAUCAGAUUGAUGCUCGCUUGAGGCAAUUGGAACAUGAAGAAGCCGCUCGUAUGGCCGCUCGUAGCCAUCUUCUUGCUAUUCGAAAGCGGGAAGACGAAGAAUUCCGUAGGAUGACUGAGAGUGCAGAAGCCGAAGAAGAGAUUUAA